AUGGCGAAAACUUCCUCAGCUCCUAGAACUAAAAAGGCCGCUAGCCUUCCUGCUCAUCCAAAAUAUGAAGAUAUGAUUCGAGAUGCUAUUGUCGCCUUGAAAGAUCGUAAAGGAAGCAGUCGUCAAGCUAUUAAAAAAUAUAUUAUUAGCUCGUAUAAACUUCCCGAUAACUCUAUUACAAACAACCGCCUUCGUAUCGCUAUUAACAAGGGUGUCGAGAAAGGUUUAUUUGCCUUUUACAAUGGACCGAGUGGAACUAUUAAGCUUGUUAAAAAGGAACCAGAAACAAAACCUAAAGCUGAGAAGAAAAUCAAAAAAGCAGCCCCCAAGAAGACUGCCAAGAAAGCUGUAAAGAAAACGAAGAAGCCUACAACCAAAACAACCAAGCGAGCCAAACCUGGUGCUAAAAAAGGCGUCGCAAGAAAAUCCUCUACCAGAAAGAGAACUACAUCUUAA
This is a messenger RNA of Dentiscutata heterogama, 456 nucleotides long. NCBI's taxonomy places the organism in Eukaryota, Fungi, Glomeromycota, Glomeromycetes, Diversisporales, Gigasporaceae. The record is from the annotation of a GenBank genome assembly.